AUUCCUAUUUUAGUUUUCCAUCAUCUUAGCUGCUAAGAAUAUGGGACUGUUUUCCAAAGGAGGCUUUAAAAGAAAAGCGCAAAAAAAGAACAUUAAAAUAAAGAAAAAAUCUGAGGCGAAAAGCAACAAACCCCGUCCAAAGUCAAACCGUACCUCUUCUGGUAAAAUACCGAGUAAAUCAAGUACACCGCUGAAGGAAAGAGGCUUGACAGUAGAGCAGGAGCAGCAGAAAAAGAAGAAAACUUCGGAAAAUACAAGAACUGAAGAUUUUCGAGAACAAGAGGAAGAUGCUGUGAACGAGGAAGCUGAUGCAAAACCGUCGAAAAAGGCCCGCGGAAAAUCAUCCAGGCGUAGAGAAGGCCUAGUUCCCACUCCGAUUGGUCAAGAUCUGAACGUUGAAGUUACCAGCAGAGGUAUUGACGAUACUGAAAUGAAGCGAGUUGUCGAAAAGUUCAAGCUAGAAAAGAAGAAUGCCACUCCAAUCACUGCACCAAUCGAUGAAAAAUCAAAACUAUUGAUGGACAGACUUCCAACAAAGAAACCCUGUCCUGUACAGAAAGAUAAUGGAAUGGAUGAAGCAUCUUCUUUCUACACAAAGCCGAAGGAAGCAAAGAAGAAAUCAGAAGUAUCAGUUUUCUUGAAUAUGGAUGAUUAUGACCAAUUUCCAAAGUUGGCUGAUGUUCUGAUGAUGUCCCCAUAUAAUGUGUUCAAUGCAGAUGGAGUUCCAUUUUGGGCUGUGAAUCCUGAGCCAAAUGAUGAAGAUUUGAAGACUACAGCACCAAUAAUCUCCGUUGGAAGUGAGCAUUUGGAGUUGUAUCACGACAAAAAGAUCACUCUUCAAACCAUCGAGAACACACAGCUUAUGCUCAAUGAGCUUCAACCAUUGACGGAAUUGAUGAAACGAGAUGAGAUUCACUUCACGCCUCAACUUGUCUUUUCCAAUACUCUACGAUCCAUUGUCAAUCCACAACAAAUGGAGGAGAAACAACGGAGCGGAAGUAUAUCGGAUGAAAGCCAAAAGCCGGGCAAGCUGGUCUUUGAUAUUGAGAAAGUAGAGGAGUAUGUCUACUCGAGAAGCAAUCCAAUUGAGUCUGCGAAAAUGCUGCUUCAGGAGAGGAAAUUGAGCAACGUCCAAACGACAACUACAAGUACUGCUGCAGCAACUUCCAACAGUUGUGACGAACCUCUUUGAUCUGAAUGUCUCCUUUCUUUUACUUACUUUCAAUGAACUUCUUGGUGUCUCUGAAUAAAUUUGCUUUCGAAUU
This is a messenger RNA of Caenorhabditis elegans, 1265 nucleotides long. It is a transcript of the gene Y75B7B.1, whose product is annotated as DNA-directed RNA polymerase III subunit RPC4. Bases 41 to 1192 code for a protein of 383 amino acids. The record is from RefSeq and is marked reviewed. NCBI's taxonomy places the organism in Eukaryota, Metazoa, Nematoda, Chromadorea, Rhabditida, Rhabditidae. The transcript has 5 exons.